Diversispora eburnea is the source of this 1554-nucleotide messenger RNA. The record is from the annotation of a GenBank genome assembly. NCBI's taxonomy places the organism in Eukaryota, Fungi, Glomeromycota, Glomeromycetes, Diversisporales, Diversisporaceae.
AUGGAAUCAGAGACAUUCAAACCAAAUCCCGAUUCUACUACUCCAAUGCGUGCCUCAUAUGAACAACAAUGGCUUUUGGACGAUGGGACUCCUAAGCAUUUAGAUCCUUUAGCUAAUCGUCCAAGGCGUCUUUCAGAUGUAGGAAAAGAAACCAUUACAAAUAAUACAUUACCAAUAACAAAAAAUAAAAGAUUUAAUAGUGGAACGAAUCAUGCAACCACAAGUAAUAACACUAUUCCCGCAAAAAAAUCAAACAAAGAAAUGACAAAAGCAGAACGUCGUGAACUACAAGAACGUCAGAGGGCUGCAAAAGGAAAAACUGCAAAAACUGCUAAUAAUGUAGUCACUCCUUCCAAGAAACCAGUACAAGGUUCAAUGACAAAUUUAGAAGGAGGGGCAGGAGGAACUACUUCUGAAACUUCGGUUACUCCAAGCGCACAUUCUGAAUCAGGAGUAACUGUUAAAAACAUAGAUCUUAAACCGAAGGAUAUUUUACACAAAAGAGAUAACAAUAAACAGGUUGCCCUCUUUUCACAUUUGGAAAUUCCUAAAGGUGCAAAUACGAGCACAGCCCCAAAAGAAAUUCAUCCCUCAGUAUUAGUUCUAGGUUUACAUUUUUCAGAAUUUAAAAUAUGUGGAGCAAAUGCUCGUUGUAUUGCCACAUUGACUGCUCUUCAAAAGGUGAUUCAAGAUUACAAAACACCUGAAGGUACAACAUUAUCUAGACAUUUACCCACUCAUUUAUCACCUCAAAUUUCUUAUUUGGUAAAUGCAAGACCAAUGUCAGUGGGAAUGGGAAAUGCAAUACGUCAUCUCAAAUGGGAAAUAUCUACGAUAGAUAUUGAAAUGUCUGAUGAGGAGGCUAAACAUUUAUUAUGCGAAAAAAUUGAUAAUUUUAUACGUGAUCGUAUUACGGUUGCUGAUCGAGUUAUUGUUGAAUAUGGAUUACAAAAAAUUCAAGAUGGUGAUGUAAUAUUAACAUAUGCUAGAUCAUCAAUUGUACAAGCAUUAUUGUUAGAUGCACACGCCAAGGGAAAAAAAUUUAAUGUCAUUAUUGUUGAUUCGCGACCAAGACUCGAGGGUAAAAAACUUUUGAAACGUUUGAUGGAUGAAGGUAUAAAAUGUACAUAUACCUUUCUUCAUGCACUUGGAUUUGCACUGAAAGAUGUUUCAAAAGUUUUUUUGGGAGCUCACGCAUUUAUGUCUAAUGGAGCACUUUAUUCUCGAGUUGGCACUGCAAUGGUAGCAAUGAUGGCAAAAGAGAAGAAUAUUCCUGUCAUUGUUUGUUGCGAAACAUACAAAUUCACGGAUAAGGUUCAAUUAGAUUCAUUUGUAAUGAAUGAACAAGGAAAUCCCGAUGAACUAGUUAAUAUAUCUACAACUAUGACUCUUAAACCUGGAUAUUUGGAUGAAUGGUUGAACAAACCAGAUUUAAAACUUUUAAACUUGUUAUAUGAUUUAACACCUUCCAAGUAUAUUACAUUAGUAAUAACAGAAGUUGGUAUGAUUCCGUGUACUAGCGUUCCCGUAGUAAGUUUACAAGAAUUUUUCUAA